This is a messenger RNA of Mytilus californianus (California mussel), 2529 nucleotides long. RefSeq lists its product as uncharacterized. Lineage: Eukaryota; Metazoa; Mollusca; Bivalvia; Mytilida; Mytilidae. The transcript is spliced from 2 exons. Bases 380 to 1354 code for a protein of 324 amino acids. The record is from RefSeq and is a predicted model, not a curated record.
UGACAGGAUGUCGUAUUGCAUAAUGCAAAUAAUAUGUUAAUUUUCAAAUUUAAAUGUAAAAAUGUUAAUACAAAAAAGUGCACACAUAAAAUGAGAAAGAUAACAUUAUUUAAAUUCAUUCUUCCGUGUAUAGUUGUUUUCAAAGAGAUGAUGUUAGUUAAAUAUCAAUGGCUUUCAUUGCAUAAUUUGCAUACUUCUUAAAAUACGAUCUAUACAAGUAUAAUUUUCACAUGUACGCAUACCUUGGCUAGUAAAACACAUAUUUAAUAGCCUGUGAUACUGCAAAAUAUAAAUGAAGUUAAUAUAUCUAUUUUUAUAAAGAAAAGAAUCAAGAGUCAAAAGUACUGUAGAAAGAGGCAGGUGAAAAACACAUCCGGAUAUGAGUCAAUGGUUGUUGAAAAAGAAAAAGAAACAUUUAUCAAAGUCGACCAAAAUCGGGAAAACAGAUGUGAAACCCACCAUAGAACUACAUCCGCAUACAUUUAAACAAAAUAAAUCUUCAUUUUCUCAACAAAAAGGUCAAAUACAAUCAAGACAAUGCAACCAUAGAAAGGCAGACGAUAUUUAUGGAUUUCCAGUGAAAGACUGCAAGAUGGAAGGUAGAGACUCCCAAGGUCAAGGUGAUAAGAUUUAUAAUGAACCAUGGGAUAUUCAUUGUAACGUUUUAAAUAAUGAUCAAAUGUGUUGCAGUGUUUGUUUAUCAAAAGAAUUUUCGUAUUCAAAUGAUGGUAAGAGGACGAGAAAUACUUCUGUACUAGAAACAAGCGCAACAAAAUCAAAAUCGAAGCCAGGGAUUCGCGACAAAGUUAAAAAUAAAACACACAAAAAUGAACGUCCUGGAUAUUUAGAAGACAGUGACACCGGAUGUGAAUUUUCAAACAGCAGCGACGAAGAAAGUGAUUAUUAUGAGUUUUUAGAAAAUAUUGAGCGUAGAUUGAAAAUAGACAAUUCUAAUUGCAAUCCUGUAAUAAUGCCAAAAUGGGACUCGCCCUUUUAUGAAAAAGGCAAUCAAAGUCGGCCAGUCUUGAGAGGCAAUGGCUUCAACGCAAGAUGUGCCGAUGAUGUCAUAUAUAAUUCUGGAUCUGAUCACAGUAGUGGAUUUUUUGAAACAAACAGUACAACUUUAACAAAAUAUAAUAGUCCAAAUAAUGAUAUUGUGCCAAAAAUCACUAGCAAUACAGAGGACUUGGACAUAUUCUCUUUCCCAGUCGAUGAACCAGAAAAUAUAAGUCAAGAUUUGAAACCUGGCAAGAGAAAUCCUGGCAAAGUGUACCAGACAGGUUAUGGGUUUAAGGGAAACAGACUAUUAGGCGAUUUGAUACAAAUGAAUUAUGAAAAACAACAGCUACAUUGAUUUAAAAAAUUAGCCUUUAAAUUGUGAUAAGUGUUUGACAUUUCGUGGUUAUCUACAACAGACUUCCAUGACUGAUAUAAAACAAACAAAAUGAAAUAUCUGUGUGUUCCUUGUCGGAAGCUAAAAUAUAUAAAAUACCGAGUUUUACCGUCCGGUCUUGUUAGCGCUCUCAUGCCUAAACUUCUUGCUUGAUUCUAUAAAAUUUAUAGCAAAGGUCAAUAAUAGCAAUGUAUCUCAAAACUUCGAAUACCAGCGCUCGAUCGUCUUUCUUUUUUGGAGUUAUACCCCUUGGAAAUUAAAUAACAAGAAAAAUCGAAUAUAUUAAGCGCUACAUUUCUAGUUUUAUCUUCUUUUUUUAGUUAUAUCAAAAGUUUUAUCAGCAAAGUCUCGUACGAGAUAUUAAAAAUCAUUAUAUAUAACGAUUAGGACGAGUUCAAAAACCCAAGUGCCAAACAAUUGUUUUACGAGAGCCGUCCCUUUAUAACGUUAUAUGCAAGCAGGGGCAUCGAUCAUCUGUGUUCAAUUUUCAUUUAACUCAAUUUAUAUUUGAAAGGACAUUAAGAGGCAAAAUCAGUGCAAUUUAUGAAAGCGAAAGUACAAAAUGUACGGCGCUGACAACGGAGGAGGGAUAGGAAUGAAGCACUCAUUAACUCUAUAGGGGAACAGUCGAGGAAUAAAUGGUCAUAUUCAUCUGAGAAAAAAAAAACGAUAAAGGAACUAAUGGUUUAUAUUCUAUUUGCAUGAAAAUGUGUCGAUUACGAUUUACAGACAUAAAUUUGAAAGCCCAAGGACUUGGUCGGCAAUAUGUGCGGAAUGCGCUCUGAUGUCGUACAGCACCAGCAAUUCCCUACACGUCAGAGUAAUCUCGGACUAUAAAAAGCAUAUGCAAAAAUGAAAUGCGGUACGAUUUUACAUAAGACGACUAUCCGGCAGAGUUCGAAUGACAUUGAUAUAAGACCUUUAACUAUGAGAAAAACCUAAAACUAUAGUAAGUUUUAAAAGGCCCCGGCAUGACAAAAUGUGAAACAAUUUAAACGAGCAACCUAAGAUUUAUGCUAAAACAAUUAACGAAAAAUAAAAUACGACAGACAGCAACAACGGUAGCCACAGUGAUCGAUCUGCAGGCUCCUGACAACUUGUUAUCUGAAAUAUAAAUUGAAAUUUUUUAUUCAUUA